Oryza sativa Japonica Group (Japanese rice) is the source of this 1946-nucleotide messenger RNA. Its product is annotated as probable cystathionine gamma-synthase 2. The record is from RefSeq and is a predicted model, not a curated record. Gene Ontology annotation, biological process: transsulfuration. Lineage: Eukaryota; Viridiplantae; Streptophyta; Magnoliopsida; Poales; Poaceae. Gene Ontology annotation, cellular component: chloroplast. Gene Ontology annotation, molecular function: cystathionine gamma-synthase activity; pyridoxal phosphate binding.
GUAUAAAUAGGUGCAUCGCGAGUUCAAUGGCCACUCAGAUCAUUAGCGAGAAAGCAAGCGAUUAGUUGUUUUGUUUCGGUGACUAGCUAAUUAAGCUCGCCGCUAAUCACUUGGGAUUAAGCUACUUGUUCGACGCUAAUCUCCACCAUUUGGUCUUGAAAAACACUAAUCACUUGUCUUAAUCCCUUUGGUUAGUAGCGUACUUGUGCUAAUGGCGAAGUCAUCGUCCCUCGUGACGAAGGUUUCGGCGCAGCGGCGGCGGCGAGUGCACCGUCCUCGCCGUUCUCCGACCAAGCCGGAGCGCUCUGCCGCCGCCGUGGCGCUGAGCCACGAGAAGAUUCUUCUCGCCGGCGUUGAUGCAGCCGCCGACAUGUUCGGUUCCCUCGCGGGUUGUCCCUCGUCGCCGGAGUAUCCGGUGGUGCCGGACAUGGACGACCGCUACGUCGACGGCGCCGUGGAUGACGCUCCGGCGGCGGCGGCGGGCCGACGCGCGUCGGACGAGACGCUGGCGGUGCACGCCGGGGAGAAGCUCGGGAGCGGCGCCGCUGAGACGGACUCGAUCGCGACGCCGAUCGUGAGCGGCACGACGCACUGGUUCAGGGACUCGGCGGACCUCAUCGCGUUCCGGGAAGGCCGGCGGCGGAGCUUCGAGUACGGGCGGUACGGCAACCCGACGGUGAAGGUGCUGGAGGAGAAGAUCAGCGCGCUGGAGAGGGCGGAGGCGACGCUGGUGACCUCCUCCGGUAUGAACGCCAUCGUCGCCACGCUGCUCGCCCUCGUCCCUCCCGGCGGCCACGUCGUCGCCACCGCCGACUGCUACAGCGAGGCCCGCGCAUUCAUCCGCGACAAGCUCUCCAACAUGGGCAUCACGUCGACGUUCGUCGAUCUUGACGACGACAUGGAGGCGCUGGAAUGUGUUCUUGAUGAGAGCGAGGUGACGAUGUUCUACGCCGACUCGAUGACGAACCCUCACCUGAAGGUCGUCGACGUGACACGCGUGGCGGAGCUGUGCCACCGGAGAGGCGCGCUGGUGUGCAUCGACAGCACGCUGGCAUCGCCCAUCAACCAGAAGCCGCUCGCCCUCGGCGCCGACGUGGUCCUCCACUCCGCCACCAAGUACAUCGCCGGCCACCACGACGUCAUCGCCGGCUGCGUCAGCGGCUCGGAGGCCCUCAUCUCGCGGAUCCGCGCGUGGCACCACGACCUCGGCGGCGCCAUCAGUCCGAACGCGGCGUACAUGAUCAUUCGGGGAUUGAAGACGAUUGCGCUGCGGGUGGAGGCGCAGAACAGGACGGCGCUGCGGAUGGCGCGGCUGCUGGAGAAGCACCCCAAGAUCGAGCGCGUCUACUACCCUGGGCUGGAGAGCAGCCUGUGGCACGGCGUCGCGACGAGGCAGAUGGCCGGCGCCGGCGGCGUGGUCAGCUUCGAUGUGGCGUCGGACUUGCGCGGCGUGAUGAGGUUCGUGGAUGCGCUGGAGUUGCCUCUCAUCGCAACGUCGCUCGGUGGAUGUGAAAGCCUUGUGCAGCAACCGGCCGUCAUGUCCUACUGGGGUAAGAGUGAGGAGGAGAAGGCGAAGAAUGGGAUCAAGGAUAAUUUUGUGAGGUUCAGUUUUGGGAUUGAGAAGUUUGAGGAUCUCAGGGACGACAUACUCCAGGCCCUAGAGAAGAUUUAGUUUAGGGCUAGCAUUUAGUAACCUGAUUUAUAAUCUUGGAUUUUAGGCACACAAUUAAUUUGUUUAUUCUUCAAUUCAAUCGGGACAGUUCGUUUGCUCUAGGCUUUUUCUUCAAAGGAAGUUAUUUAACAUGCAUAUAGGAUUAAUUCUUUCAUUUGUAUACAAGGGAAAUGCUGAAAUAUAUAGACUAUUUUUUUUUUCAAACGGUUUACAGGAGAUGUUCUGUAGUACAGUGACUGAGAAAGAUGCAAAAUAAUAGAUGCAAUUAAUCCGA